Messenger RNA from Cylindrotheca closterium, 1323 nucleotides. NCBI's taxonomy places the organism in Eukaryota, Bacillariophyta, Bacillariophyceae, Bacillariales, Bacillariaceae. The record is from the annotation of a GenBank genome assembly.
AUGGAAGACAUUACCGUUCCGACUGUAGCCGAGGCAAUCCCUGACACUAUUGACAGCACCUCUAAUGCCUCCCCGGACGCUGAGACUGACGCGGCUGUUUCAAGUUCCUCUAGCAAGACGACGGAGAACAUGGAAGACAGUAAUACCGAAAAGACUGUAGCGGAGGCAACUGACACUACUGACACUAUUGACAGCACCUCGAAUGCUUCCUCUCCUGAAACCGCUGAUACCGCUGAUACCGCUGGUGAAUCAUCAAGCAUCAGCGAAGGCCCCACUGUCAACAUUCGCGAAGUCAAACACAAAACGUUGGCGCUUCUUACGGAACUGUACAGAACCGAAACGGGUGAUGUCAAACGCAUGGCCAUGUCGUUGUUGCAAACUUUGUAUACCAUUGAGGAUCAAGCGCAAGUCGCCGAAAUGAAUGGCAAGAUUCAAAAGUUGAUGAAACUCAUUGACGACCAAAAGCGAGAGCAAGCCGAAAUGGAAGAAGCAUCGUCCUUGGCUGGUUCUCACGAUGGUUCCUCCUUUGGCUCAUCCUUUGGUUCUUCCUUUGGCCUCCGUUCUCGAACGCAUACCGAAGAAUCAUACAUGUCUGGCGAUAAGAUGGUAGUUGGCUCUUCCAUUUCUCCAGUGGACGAAGAAGAAACAUCUGCGGAUUCUCUCAAUGUUGACAAUGAUGAUGAGGAAGAAGGCAACAACAACAAUAACAACAACAACAACAACAAUCUAGUAAAGAGAUGGCAAGAAAAGUUUGAAAACUUUCGAAAAGAGCAACAGUCGCAGCAGCAGCAACCCAAAAAACGGGGCCCUACUGCUGCCGAUGUUCACAACAGCAACCAAAACAAUUGGAGAGAAAGCAUGACCACUCGCAUGGACGCUUCUCGUGAACGAUUGGCCAAUGGAUGGCGGGAAUCCACCGCCAAAUUGCAACAAGGUUGGCAAGAGAAACGCAGCAAUCUUGCAGCCAACAACAACCACGCUACCAACAACAACAACAAGAACUUGACUGUGGAUGCCAAGCCGACCCAAGACGACUCGUCCUCGGAUAAUUCCGUCAGUACCGAAGGCAGUAGCACCCCAACCACUCCCAUUGGUUCCGAAGCCAAUAACAACACCAAGGCUGACGACCACAAAGAAGAUGACUUGUUGCACGUCAUUCGCAACAUUGUCAAGGAUGGAGUGGACUCGAAGAAAUCACGAGAAUCCUUGGAACUGGCACUCAAUGUGAGACGGGCCAAGGCACGAAGUAAAUGGGCCGAAACCAGAGCCAAAUGGAAGUGGCCCAAUGCCAAUGCUGCUGCUCAGACACAAACACAAGCGUAA